Sus scrofa (pig) is the source of this 558-nucleotide messenger RNA. RefSeq names its product C-C motif chemokine ligand 1 (gene CCL1). Gene Ontology annotation, molecular function: CCR chemokine receptor binding; chemokine activity. The record is from RefSeq and is marked provisional. Lineage: Eukaryota; Metazoa; Chordata; Mammalia; Artiodactyla; Suidae. Gene Ontology annotation, cellular component: extracellular region. Gene Ontology annotation, biological process: antimicrobial humoral immune response mediated by antimicrobial peptide; eosinophil chemotaxis; positive regulation of cell migration.
CGCUUCACCAGACUCACCGAGACCCCUCCAGGGAGGCCUGAGCUGGACAUCCUGAGAUGAAGCCCAUCACCGUGGUUCUGGUGUGCCUGCUGCUCGGUGGCCUGUGGCUACAGGAGGUGGACAGCAAGAGCAUGCAUGUGUCGUCCUCCAAUUGUUGUUACACAUUUAUGGAGAAGAGGAUUUCCCUGCAGAAGAUCCAGUGUUACCGGAACACCAGCUCCACCUGCCCCUACCAAAAAAGCCUGAUAUUGAAGCUGAUCGGAGGCCGCCAGACCUGUGUCUUGCAGACAAAGCCAUGGGUUCGGGCUUAUUUCAAAAGAAUAAAGCCCUGCCCGAGUUGAUUCCAUCCUGGACUCUGGACACCACGUGGCUUCACCUGUCCCUUCAACACCCAACCCUAUACCAGUCUUUCUGCCCCAACUUUGCUGGGUCACACUUGGAGGGUUUUCUAGGUCCUAAUAAGCUAUGUUGCUGCACUUUAUUUAUUUAAAUUCUAGAAUCUUCCACCUCUGCCUCCCUGUGCCUCUUGGACCCCACAGGGAUUUCAGGGUGCAAAGU